AUUUCGCAGGGCAAGCCCAGCGGUUGCAGCUGCAGCGGAUCCGAGGCUCUCUGCCCGUGGCGCACCCGGGCAGCCCAGGGCCGGCAGCGGCUCCGCAAAGUCGCGGAGCAAGGGAGGCCGAGCGCCCGCAAAGUGGUGGGGCUCCGGGUUGGAAGAGGCGUGCCUGCGGAGCUCGGAUCCCAGCGCCCUUUCGCCUCCAGUGCAGCGUCCGGUCGGUGGUGCAGCCGCCCGGGAAAGAGCAGUCAAAUUGCAGCCUCCCUAAAGAAGCCUAGUUACGCAGGCGAGCCGGCUCCCCAAGCGUGCUUAUAGCAGUGCCGCAGAGCCCUCCCGGGCCAGCGGGCUAAGGCUGGAAGCGGGGCGCCAUCCCAGAGGCAGUGAACCCCCGGCAGUUGGUUGCUCCGCUAUUGCUCUCGGGUGCAGAGAGGGGGCGUGCGAAGCUCCAACAGCCAGCUCGCUCAGAGCCCGUGCCCGACCGGGGUGCCCCCUCCGUCCCACUCUGGGAGCAAUGCCCCCCGCCCCUCGUGCCCCCCAGGAACGAGACGAGCAUGGAGAAGUCGAGUAGCGAGGAUUCUUCGAUCCACCGGAGUCCAUCUUUGGACAGCAAGGACUCGGACUUUGCCAAACCGUCCACCUCUGGCCGCCCGUUCGGCCGCGGCUUCACGGCUGGCGCCUUCUACGGCACCGCGGGUUCGCGGGGUCAGAGCCGCACGGAGGCUGGCAUUAAGACUGACAAGUACAAUGCGCCCAAAGGCAGCAAGUACGUGGUGUUUUACCUGGACCUGUCCUUUGUGUUCCUCCUAGAAUUUAAGAAGUGCAACAUGGCCAGGGGCUGUCUCUGCUGCUUGAAGUACACGAUGUUCCUCUUCAAUUUGAUAUUCUGGCUCUGUGGCUGUGGGCUGCUCGGAGUGGGCAUCUGGCUCUCCGUGUCCCAAGGCAACUUCGCCACCUUCUCCCCCAGCUUCCCCUCGCUGUCCGCAGCCAACCUCGUCAUUGCCAUCGGCACCAUCGUCAUGGUGACGGGCUUCCUGGGCUGCCUGGGGGCCAUCAAGGAGAACAAGUGUCUGCUCCUCAGUUUCUUCAUCGUGCUGUUGAUCAUCCUCCUGGCAGAGUUGAUUCUGCUCAUCCUCUUCUUUGUCUACAUGGACAAGGUGAACGAGAAUGCCAAGCAGGACCUGAAAGAGGGGCUGCUGCUGUACAACACAGAGAACAACGUGGGGCUCAAGAACGCCUGGAACAUCAUCCAGGCCGAGAUGCGGUGUUGUGGGGUCACUGACUACACAGACUGGUACCCGGUGCUCGGGGAGAACACAGUUCCUGACCGGUGCUGCAUGGAGAAUUCCCAGGGCUGUGGGCGCAACAGCACCACCCCCUUGUGGAGAACGGGCUGCUACGAGAAAGUGAAGCUGUGGUUUGAUGACAACAAGCACGUGCUAGGCACCGUGGGCAUGUGCAUCCUCAUCAUGCAGAUCCUGGGAAUGGCCUUUUCCAUGACUCUGUUUCAGCACAUCCACCGGACAGGUAAAAAGUACGACGCCUGAGGGUGCGGCAGCGCCUGGCUCCACCCGGACACUGCGCGUGCCAGGGAAGAGGACCCGAGUCGUGUCUCCUGCCUGCUCUCCGAUGGCCACCCUGCACCACCUGCCAGCCUGUCCUCUCCCGCCCACAUCCUUGGCCUUAGACCUCAUGGAGGGCAGAGGCCCAGGAACGAGGCAUCAGGCAGAGACCUCAGGGCUUGGGCACCUGGAUUCCUGCACCUGCAGACUUGCCAAAGACGCCGGGGCAGGCGGGGUGUCAGUGAGGGAGCCCCUUCGAUGGUGGGUUUCUGCCCCUGGCCUUCCUCCCACUGACACUUGUUCCUGUGUGGGGCAGAGAAUCUGUCCCACGGAGGCCACUGCCGUCCACGGCUGCCCAGCCAGAGAGCCUGCCAGGGUGCAGUGUGGCACCACCAGGUCAGGCCCCCUGGAGCACCCUGCCUGGGUUUUUAUACUAUAGUGUAACUUUUUUUUUUUAAUUUUACUCUGAUUAUGAUUAUUCAGGAAUAUUAUCUCUCAGAUAAGUUUAGGGUUAGCUCUCUGAUUUAUAACUUUUUACUGUGUUGAUUUCCAGAACGGUUUGAGUUUCCUUUUCCUGUGGGUGGGGAUGGGUAGGGAGAGAGGAUCUCCGUUCACUUUCAGUCAGGACACACCACUGUGCAACACUCACGAAGCUGGAGGUAGGGUGAGAAGUGCCAGCCGUUUGUCCAGGACUCACCUCAAGGGAGAGGGUGCAGCCAUGAUACGGGGCCCUGCCAGGCCUGGAGACUAUGGAUGAAGGCCAGAAGAGGCUGGUGGCAUACAAAGCAUGGGCCAUCCUACUCUGGGGUGAGAGGAUGCCACCUGGACCGGGAGCCACAUCAGCAGGGCAUGCUUAGGUCAGGGGACAGUGAAACACUUUGCCAGGAGGAGGGGUAGUCAGAAUAGUUCAUGUCAUUUCCUCUUCCUCCCCUCCGUGGGCUUCCCUCCUGACCCACGAGCAUCCCACGUCCCGAAUGGUCACUCUCACACAUUCCUGCUGCUACAAAUUCCUCUGGUUCAGACCCCGCUCUACCACCCUGGUCUGGACAGUGGAAGCAGACAUGUUCCCCUGCCAGGACUGAAACAGAGUCUCAGGACUACCCAGGAAGGGAAGCAGACCCCACCAGACUCAGUUGCUUACUGCCCUGCUGAGGGGAAAGGGCCAUGUGGGUCAAAGGACCAUUCCUCCUUAGGAUCCACUGCUGUCCACACUGGGGGGCCAGGCACCCUAUCCCAUGUAACCUCAAAGAGACAAGAUACAGAAACUGAGAAGUCAGGCUCCCAUCGCCCCCGCAGCACUGGGGAGAAGGCCCUCGUUAGAUGCCCAGGCUAGGCCAAGCAGUCUUGCCAACAGUGAUACCCAACAUGUCCUUCCGUAAAGACAGGGGCCUGUGGAACUCACCAAGCACCCGUCUGGGAUCCAGAGCGCCUCAUCCUCUCUCGGGCCUUCACAUGGUAGCUGCUCUUCUCAUGCCAUUUGGUUCUUUACCACUAUUUCCCACAAGGCCAUGUGUUCUUCAUUCUAGCAAUGACAUCCAACCAACCUAUAACCCCUCUGACCUCCUUGAAUAACAGACAGUAAUGACCAGGGGUGUGGAACUUCCAAUAUGUUCAGGAUUCAAGUUUUGGGGGUGAGAGAGGAUAGUGGGGAGCUCUCAGCAGAUUGGUCCCAGAAGUUGCCAGUUCCAGAAGAUGGAAUUGUGGUGUUAUUGGAGGAAUGACAGCUACCUCCCCCCAAGGUGCAGAGUUCAAGUAGAAACACUAAAUGGUCAGAAAGCAAGCAUGGUGCCUGCCACAUUGUGAGCAUUGUGAGUGUGGAUGGGUAGGGUGGGUUGUUAUGCCUCUCUAUGGGUGUUUCAACUUUCAUUAACAUCAACAUUGAGGUCCCACUACCCUAGGAGGCACUUCGCCUCCCUGCCUCGUCACGUCUGUAGAGUGCUUCAGGGUGGUGCUGGUCCCUGGAGCCUUAGCCGAAGUCCCCCAUCCUCACCAACCUCACCUCACUUGCCUGUUCAGCAGAGCCAGAUCAUAAGUCGCAAACUGCCUUUUUUUGUUUUAGCUGUGUGUGGCUGUGUAGUCAUCUGCAGAGUCUUCAUGGGGCAGAGGUCUCCGUGCACAGAGUGGAUGUCCUGAGACCCUUGCUUAUCUUGGGGGAAUGGCCCUCACAUGCUAGAAGACCACACCGAGUAAGGCCAGGGGAGGUGGCUCAGCUCUUCUCCGAUACUCUUGGGUCUGAGCUCACUGAGGUCCUGCCGUGAGAUCUCCCUUACCUGCGGCCUCCCUUGCCUAAGGCAGAGCCAUUUCCUUCAGGUCCCACACAAGCAGUUUGCAGACCUGACUCAGAAAGUCCUCUUGGUUUGCAGGUGACCUCAAGGAAAUGCCUGGUGUAGCCCCUGGCAUUUCUCCACAGCCAGCUGCCUCAGUGGGUCUCUGAGGGUAGGGUCUAGAUAGGUGCAGGUCUCCUUGCACUUCUGUACUCUGCGCUGGCACAUCGUCAUCCUGUCUCCGCCAGCCUGGACCAGCACCUCAGCUGUCCCCCUUGCACAUGCUCUGGCCUGACUUAAGAGUUAAAUGGUCAAGCCUCCAGCUCACUUCAGGUGGAUGGAAUUGGUUGUCCCCUCCUCUCUGGACCCCUGCCCACCCUCUGGUGGAGGUGCUAACUAGCAGGAACAUGGCAGGGAGCUGGGUGCCAGAUGCUUGGGGUCUGUUCUUUGCCCCACGGCCCCUGGCAUCCCUUCUCAUGUUCCCGUUCUCUCAUUUCCCUCCCCUCCUCCAUGAUGGUGGCAUUCUGGCCUCCCCUCCCUGCGUGGGCAUUCUGAGGAGUGAGGCCUUCGGGCCUCCACCUGCCUUGCUGUCCCUCGGUGGCCAGAGAGCCAGGAGUGCACGCUAUUGGUUUUGAAUGCACUUUCUGCUUGCAAUGCCUUGUCUGCAUUUCCUUCAUCCCAGGUCCUGCUUUAACGAACACCAUGUUUUUAGCAUGUUUUUAAAUAAAAACUGAUCAUGUGUCAAAAGCAC
Mus pahari (shrew mouse) is the source of this 4568-nucleotide messenger RNA. RefSeq names its product tetraspanin 9 (gene Tspan9). Gene Ontology annotation, cellular component: membrane. Lineage: Eukaryota; Metazoa; Chordata; Mammalia; Rodentia; Muridae. The transcript is spliced from 7 exons. The coding region runs from base 546 to 1538 and encodes 330 amino acids. The record is from RefSeq and is a predicted model, not a curated record.